GUGGAGUUGAAUGAAAUCCCCCCGACACAGUGCAAUUAUACAACAACAAUUGUAUAAUCAUCAGCUACAAGAGCCAGCUUCCAAAAUCAAGUUUACUCAUCUCUCCUCUAUGUACACCAGGACUUUGCCAUGAUGUUCUCUCAUAUCUGAAACAGAAAUGCCUAAAAGAGCUUCUGAAAUUACUUUCAAACCAUAUCCUACAAAGAAUUACAGUGGACUGUACCUGUGAAUUCAUUAAGCGCUACACCAUACUACAAAACAGUACUGUGCAGAAAUGCUGAAAAGCUGUGGAAAUACUUCAGUGGCCGUUUCCGUAGGAAUUUUCCUUCUUUUACUGUUGGUGAUCUGUGGAAUUGGGUGUGUUUGGCACUGGAAACAGCAUAAUAAUACAGUGCAAUUUACCUUACCAAAAUUUUUGCAAAGGAGAAAAAGGAGAAAAGACUAUACUAAAAGAGUCUCCUUGAGCCCCCAGGAUAUCGGCCCAAGACAUAAAAUCUCAGUUCAAACCCAAGACCACAGCUCUGCUGGGAAGGACACUAACAUACAUGACAACUAUGAAAAUGUGGAAGCGUGUCCUCCCCAAGCUAAAGAAGAAACAGACAAGGGAAUAUAUGAAAACACUUGGCAGACCAAUUUCGAGGAACAUAUCUAUGGAAAUGAGACACUAUGUGACCAUUAUAAGUUGAAGAAGCCUAGUGCUUCUGAAGAAGCUCAAGGCGAAGACAUAUAUAUUCUUCCGGAUUCAUAUUAA
Balaenoptera acutorostrata (minke whale) is the source of this 751-nucleotide messenger RNA. RefSeq names its product GRB2 binding adaptor protein, transmembrane (gene GAPT). The coding region runs from base 275 to 751 and encodes 158 amino acids. Gene Ontology annotation, cellular component: membrane. The transcript has a single exon. NCBI's taxonomy places the organism in Eukaryota, Metazoa, Chordata, Mammalia, Artiodactyla, Balaenopteridae. The record is from RefSeq and is a predicted model, not a curated record.